AUGGUGAGCAAGGAGGACGGCCCACGCUUGGUCAUCUCCAGCUCCCACUCGGAGUCCGACUCGGACAACGCCGCGUCGCAGCAGAGCUUCGAGGCGCCCUGCGGCCCCAGGCCCGGCGACCGGCGCGUCCGCAAGCGCCACAGGGCCCUCCAGGUGCGCUUCAAGGACAUCUGCGACGCCCAGAAGGAGCGCCGCGCCAGGCGCUCCAGAUCCAUCUCCUGUAAGGUGACGCACCGGAGGUACAUGACCAUGCCCUCGCGACGCUCCAUCCCCAACGUGACCCGGAGCACGGGCGUGCAGACGUCGCCGCACAUCAACCUGCGCUACAAGACCUUCCCCUUCGAGCGGAAGAGGGGCCACACGUUCAAACACGCCGCCGUGGUGGAGACCUACCGGGAGCAGAACAACGGGUUCCUGAGCGACAUGCAAGGGCCGGGGGGGGGGGAGGAGGCGGGGGGGGGGGCGGGGCCGCCGGGCUCCCCGUGCGAGGGGAAGAUCGUGGGGCAGACCAAAGCGCUGCUGCAUCACACCGACGACAGCAGCGGCACCGAGGACCUGCUGUCUGGUGCUCACUUUGCAGACGGACCCCUGUGCUCCGACCCCCCGAAAGACCCCGGUUCCCAUCCAUGCAGCCCUCCCGCGUGGAAAGAGGAGCCGGAGUACCAGGUGUGCGGCCCCAGAAGAUCCCGGUCUAAAGGAUUACCCAAGGAGGAGAUGGGGGCUGGUGGUGGUGGUGGGGCUGACACGGGGUCAAAGGGCAUGGGGUCCGGCGGUUGGAGCUCCCUGCCGCAGGUGGAGUCGCUGGGGAGCCCGUCGGCUUGCUGCAAGCGAAAAAAGGGCUCACAUCCAAACGGGCAGCAGUCGCAGACACUGCCCCACAAUGCCAAGUGUUCGGGUCGCUCCCUGGACCCCUGCCGGACCCGGCACGCGUCCGCCUCUUCUAAGCUCCAGCACACGGAGAGCGCAGGGGACCAGGGCUCGCUUCUUGGACAGUCGCAGGGGCCCCGUUUGGGGGCCAGCCAGCCCAUUACACCCUCGUCGUCCGGGGAUAAGGAUAUCAAAGCACAGCUUCAGGCUAUGGAGAAUCUCAUCAACUCCAGCCAGGAGACCAUUAAAGUCCUGCUGGGAGUCAUCCAGGAGCUGGAGAAGGGCGAGGCUCUGAGAGAAGGGCUCACGUACCGAACGGGACAGGACACGGCAAACUGUGACACGUGUCGAAAUAGCGCGUGCAUCAUAUACAGUGUGGAGCUGGACUUCAAGCAACAGGAGGAGAAACUUCUGCCCCUGAUGAAGAGGCUGUUCCCCCAGGACAGCCCCCAGUGCCCCACCCUGCCUUACCCCCACGAGGUCUUCACCUCCACCCCCAAGCGCAGGACCAAGACGGAGUCCAAGAAACACGCUCGCUGGAAACUCUGGUUCCUAUAG
Gadus chalcogrammus (walleye pollock) is the source of this 1425-nucleotide messenger RNA. Its product is annotated as inhibitory synaptic factor 2A-like. Bases 1 to 1425 code for a protein of 474 amino acids. Gene Ontology annotation, cellular component: postsynaptic density. Gene Ontology annotation, biological process: inhibitory postsynaptic potential. NCBI's taxonomy places the organism in Eukaryota, Metazoa, Chordata, Actinopteri, Gadiformes, Gadidae. The transcript has 4 exons. The record is from RefSeq and is a predicted model, not a curated record.